Microbotryum saponariae is the source of this 6926-nucleotide messenger RNA. The record is from the annotation of a GenBank genome assembly. Lineage: Eukaryota; Fungi; Basidiomycota; Microbotryomycetes; Microbotryales; Microbotryaceae.
AUGAUGAACGGUUUCUACAAAAAAAAAAAAUCAGCCACUUCUCCUUUUAUUCCUAAGCCGUGUGUUGGAUUCCGUCGAAUAGAUCGUUCGUUCGCGUUGGUCAAGAUCUACGGCAUGGAUCGGGAAGAAAGGUCGCUCGUUUUUUGGUCAAUAUCCUCGCGUCAAGGCGAGGCUUGUUUCGUUGUAUUGGAUCGUUUUCGCUCGGCCCGACGGCUCAACAGCCAGCACUCGAGACUCAGCCAAGGAGGACAUCAGGCGCUGUCGGGGUGACGAGUAGCUGGGGCUUGGCUGCGGCCUGUCAGUCCCUGGGACCUCUAGCUCUGGCUUCGACCCCCUCCCUUGGCCCUCGGGUGUGUUCCCCUCCUCCUCCCUCCUCUCUGUCUUAGUAUUCCUGGUUCUCCGUGUUUCCAGUCGUGAAUGUUUGUAUAUUCUCCCCUUUUCUUUCUCUAGGCGCUCUUGCCUGGUUUCGAGUAUCUUCGCUCCCGCUCUUGGACGUGAAGCGGCAGCAGUACUCACCGCCCGUUGGAGUCCGCGUUAGGUGCUCGGCGGUUUUGAUCUGCGCAGCGCUCUUUGCGCGCAGGGGUUGACUUUCACCAAUUGCUUGCCGUCGUUGCUUUAUAACCUCUUUUAGCUCUUUUUCUAGCGGUCCCAGCCACCCGAAGGAUUGCAAUUUAUGAGCCCAGUAAAAAUAAAAAAUAAAACACACACACACAACACACACACACACACAACACACACACACACACACACACACACACACACACACACACACAAGUGAGUUUCUGUGGUGUAGAGUGAGUAGUUGACCUCCAAGCGAGUGAUUCAUCACUCAACACGCAAACGCGUGAAGCGGUCACUGGAGGAACCGCGAAUCCUCCAGCUUGGUCGCCCGAGGCAACUCAGGUCCGGUUGGACCAUGAGAAGCUGAUGAAGAAGACCUUCCAAGUGCUCGGGAUUGUUCCCUCCAGCAAGUCGACCCGCCGACUGAUGGUCCUGAUGCACGACGCCUCGACCCCGCCUUCGCAGGCGCCAGCGCUCGCACGAGCCGCCCAAAGAGCGGUGCGAAACGACGCAGCCCCGGCCUCCAAUGUGAUUCGAGUCAUUAUGGAUGGUCCUGGAUCACCCAGAGGUCCUGUACAGACCGCGCUGCGCAAGCACUUUGGAUUGGCCGAGACGCCGUUCAUGUUCGCGCGGCCCGAGGGCGUCGUGCUUGACCCCGAGGUCGAGAAGCUUUUCUCGAAAUGCGUGAAGCUGAACCCGAUUGUGACGAAAGCCACGAAGAGGUUCCCGAUCGCUCGUCACAUGUACGAGCUUGUAUUCGAAUCCGAGCAAGCUUGUCUUGAAGCCGCUUCAGCGGGCCCAUUCCCCUACCACGGCAAGGAGAUGGUUACCGAGCUCCCCAGCGCCUCUCCCCUUAACCACGUCGUGCAGGUGCGAUUCACCUUGCCCUCCUCCUCCAGCGCGAUCCCCGCUUCCGUGCUCCGAAAAUCUCUCGAUGAUGCUAUCACCCUUUCGUUCGGCCGCGCAGGUCGCACGCAAGGUUAUACCCUGAUGCAAUUACAGCGGGGCCUCGCGGUCGAUCCGAAUGGCGAUCCGAUGGCCAUGACCGAAGACGGGUUCCACUGCGCGUACCUUCGCUUACAUGCUGAUCUUUUCCAAGGCUCCAUCGAGACGCAGAAGGGUGCGCUCAACGCCGCUUUGCCACAAGAGAUCGAGAUCCUGGGCGCCAAGUACGGCUUGCGACACGAAUUCGAGACGCACUACUGCGCGGUGUGCGAUCGCGCCGGACACCAGUGGGGCGCUUGCAGGAAGCCGGUUUCGACUCCGGCCACCGCCGCCCCUGUUCCGGGGGCCUCGACCUCGACUUCGACUUCGACCACCGGCUUCCGAGUUGCUGGAAAGAAUGGGAAGCACGGUGGGCCUGCCGCAUUGAACUCUCGUGUCUCUGGCGCGAACAUGAUCCAGCUGGGACCUCGUGCUAACCCCGCAGGUGCAGUAACCGCCAACAAGGACGACGCGAACGACGGCGACGACGAGUCGAUCGUUUCGACCGAACCGGAGGGCGGCGACACUGGGGAAGAGACGUCGACGCGUGCGACCCUGGGCUCAACAAAGGAGACGCAGACGACGACGGCGGCGCCCGUUUCGACCCCGACCUCUCCUUCGCCUUUGUCCGGUGGCACGUCGGGAUCAUCGGCAACCUCGACAACCUCGAUAGCCUCGACGAGUCCUCGACGCCUUCGUUCGAGCUCGGCACCCGGCAACCGACGUGUCACCCGGGCAGGAUCCGCCAUGAUCCUCGGUGCAUCAGGGGGUGAUGGCUCAGGGGGCAACAGUUCAGGGGGUCACAGGUCCGAGGUGACCGAAUUCGAGGGGGGCGGCGCUGAACUGAUUUAAUCAUGAUUGAGUCACUCACCGUGUUGACGUUCAACGUCCGAUCGAUGAAGAACGCAGUCAACCAAGUCAAAAUCAUCCGUUAUCUCAAAACCCUUCGGCCGGCCCCUGCGGCCAUCCUCCUGCAAGAGCACCACCUCAGCUACAACGCGUCGCGCGAAGGCUUCGAGAGUGCUUGGCCGGGGGCUUGUAUUCGUUUCACUCCUCAUGUCCUUACCCUCAUACCCGAUGGCUCACCUUUGGCGGGCCAUCUCCUUUCCUCUACCCCGGUCGUCUUUGCAGGAGCUCCUCGUUUCGACGGUCGGAUUCUGCGCUCGGUGUUUCGUCUUGAGGAGCUCGAUGUCGAGAUCAUCAACAUGUACGCGCCGGUGCAGGAGGACGAUCGUCGCGACUUUUUCGGGCUUCUGCACUUCAACGCCCCGAGACCCAAGACUCUUCGGAUCUUGGCCGGCGAUCUCAACGAUUGUCCGGAUGUAUCGGUCGACCGAGUGUCCAUCACCGAUCGCGCUUGGACUCCUGUAUCGCACUGGCAGACCUUGCUGUCAAAGAUCGCGUUCAAGGCACUCGACACGGUCCGACAUGUCCAUUCUUGCACCCCUGCAUUCACUCGUCCUCACUACCGUGGUAGAGGGGAAGAGCGAAAGAUUUGCUCGUGGUCGCGGAUCGACUAUAUUCUUGUCCAAUGCAGUUGGGCGAACCGGUUGUUGAGCGCUUCUACGCUCUUCGAUGCGCCCUGUUCGGACCACAGACCUGUAGUUGCGACUUUCGCUUUGCCUACAUCGAACGCUGAUGCCGAACCCCCCCUUUCUCUUCCCUCCACGAGCGAUUUCAUUUCGAGGCUCAACCCAAUGGUCUUUGACGAUCAAGACUUUGUCGCAUCGAUUCCCGGGGUCGUCGACGAGGUCUAUCGAAGGCUCGAGGGGACCGCUCCGCUCGGCGACGUCUAUGACGCCGCUCUGCGGGCGGUUGCAGUCGCUGGCCAUGCACGAUACCGCUCGACUCGUGCCGACAUGCGCCGACUGCGGGCCGAGAGCCAAUCCGUCAUGGAGGCUUUGGAGGCACGCGGUGAGCACAUGAAUGAGGCCGAGCGCGAUGCGUAUGCUCUUGCCAAGUCGCGGUUGGACCAGUUGGCGGUAAAGGAGGCUCAGUGGCUGCGCAUUCGUGCGCAUGUGCCGUCAGUCGACUCGAGGGAAGGUCAAUCGGCAAGCAUUCGCACGCGCCUCAACCGCCGGAGUCGCCAGACGAGCAUCGUCUCGCUGGAGGAUGUGGAUGGCACCGAGACCGUUGACAUGCAGGAGGCGCUGGGUAUUGCUUCACGGCACGCGCAGUCGCUCUUCACGCCGGACCCAGCUCGUGGCGACCCGACGAACGCACGCCGGUCCCUGCUCGACCCUAUUCGCGCAGCGAAAUGCUACGAUGACGACCGCUCGGACCCUACGUUCGGUCGUCGGCUGCCUCGUCAAGCGAGAGUGGCGCUUGACGAGCCCUUCACCCUCCUCGAGGUUGAAGCGGCGUUGAAGAAGACGGAUUCGGGGCGAUCACCGGGGCCCUCGGGCAUUCCGUACGAGCUCUUCAAGGCGCUGCCAACCUACUUUGCUCCCAAGCUGUUGGACUUGUUCAACUCGAUUUGGGAGGGCGGCAAAAUGACGGCGUCCUUGGCAGAGGGACUGGUGCGGCUCUUGCCCAAGAAUAAACCGGGGGCCAAUCUGAAAUCACUGGGGGCAUACCGACCGAUCACAUUGCGCGAGACGACCUACAAGGUCCUCAGCAAGGUCUUGGUGGCGCGACUCAAUGGGGUGCUCGGCGAGCUUUUACCGCCGGCGCAACACGGUUUCAUGCCAUCAAGACGUUCAGCGGACGCGGGAAGUCAUCUCACUCUCCUUCUCGAAAAACUCAAGUCGCUAGGCACUGAUGUUUUCCCCGAGGGCGCCCUCUUGUCUUUGGAUCAGCAGAGCGCGUACGAUCGGGUCGAUCACGCCUGGAUCUUCGAGGUCUUUGAGGCCUUUGGGUUCGGUGAGCGUUUCAUCUCGCUGCUGCGCGCUCUCUACGAUCCCGAGACUCUGGGGGUGCGCUACCUUGUCAAUGGGUUCCCCACGGACUUGGUGCGGUUGCUGUGUGGUCUCGGUCAGGGGGAUCCCCUCUCGUGCCCGGUUUGGAACAUCACGUUCCAGCCCUUCCUCGACGCCCUCGUUCGGCGCGGGAUCGCGCUCGACCUGCAGAAGGUGUGGCCAGGGGGGCCGCGUGCGCAGCUUACGCAUCUGGCGUUUGCCGACGAUGCUGUGGUGGUGGUGGAGUCACCGGCGGCAUUGUCGAAGCUGCAAACGCUGUCGCAGACGUGGUACGAGGCUACCAACGGGAAGACCAACACGGACAAGACGCUGGUGCUACCACUCGGACCGAACUGGCUUCGGGACGAGACUGCGCAGGCGCUGCCAACGGUGCAGGAGGGGGAGAGCUUCAAGUGGUGCGGCUAUGCCUUCUUUCGCCACGGUGACUCGAAACUGUUUUGGACCCAUGUUCUUGACAGGAUCAAGGCCAAGACCCGCGCCGCUCGAGACCGGACACUUUCGCCGAGUGGGAAGGUUUUCUAUGCCAACGCUCACAUCAUCUCGACGGUCCUCCACGUGCUGUCCUUCGACAUACCGCCUCAAUGGUUCAUUAAGGCGGCGGAGACGGCACUUACGGACUUUGUCUGGGGAGGAGCAGGGCGAAAUACCGUCGCUCGCGAUUUCGUGUUCCAGGCUCGGGAGGACGGUGGCUUGGGUUUGAUUUCGAUUGGCGACAUCGUUCAUUCGGUGGCGCUUCGAUUUUGGGAUGCUGUGGCGGGCUCGGACGAGGCGAUCUGGGCGCCCCUAGCUCGCGAGAGCUGGAGGUGCCUCGUCGCUGCGACCCGCGAUUUCAGUCCGUGGGGGUUCUUCAGCAGCACGGCUCGGGUCGAGAAGCUGUAUCGCGACUCGACGCGCUGGGGGGCAGUCGUUGCAGCGGCCAGGGUCACAGUUCCAACCAUCAAGUCCGAACUCCUUACGCUUCCCGAAUUGCUCUCGCUUCCGCCUCGCCUCCCUUCACUCUAUGCUGAAGGUGCCCAGCACGCAUAUGACGAUGCGGACGCGGUGGCGAAGUUUGCGCAGAUCGCGGACCUGUACUGGAGGGACGAAGGGAAGGGAUGGGCUCUGGUUGGUCAUCGACGCGGGUUCUGGCAGCACUCUAAGGAACCCGCCCUACAGCACGAGCACGUGUGGUCGCGCGUGGGUCAGUUGCUCAAGGCGAAAGCGUUGCUGCCCAAGACCGCGUUGCGACCUGCUCGGAUACCUCUCAAGGAGGCUCCCCGUCCUCGGUGCUUCAACUUCUUUGGGCUCUCCCGACCUUUUACGAUUCGCAAGCUUCGUCGGCUUGUGAACAAGGUGCGGUUCCCAGGGAGGGAGGACCGUGUCAAGCGUUUCCCUGAUGGGACUUCUCAGAGCGAUAGGAAGCGCUUCUGGAGAUGGCUUCAUGACCGGUUCGCGUCUGCUGUCGAGCAGGACACCCACUGGCGGUUCAUGUACGACGUGACGCCGACGCGCAAGAGGCAGUAUACUCAGGGUCAUGCCUCUUCGCCGACGUGUCUGUUCUGCGGCAACGAUGCAGCGGUCAUCGAGACGGUGUCCCACUACUUUUUCGAGUGCGCGUACUCGACCAGCUUCUGGGGUGGGGUGCUACGCAUUCUGCUUGACAAGCUCGGCAUCGAGGAUACCGACGUCGAUCCGUCGACGUUCACUCCGGAGCAGCUGACUAUGGGGCUCCCCCUUUUGCGGGGUCGUGGGAGAACGACCUCGAAAUGGAUGUGGGUUCGGCUGGCCUGCGCGAUCGGCUUCCAGCGGCUGCACCUGCUCCGCUGGCGCGUUCAUCAGCGGUUCGAGCUGGACAACGUCGUGGCCCCUCCCUCGCUUCCCAGUGCGCUCAGAGCGUUCGAGCGAGAUUUUCUCUCUCGAGCGGGUUUUGUGCCUGGGGUUCGAGAUUGGGAGGUGUGAUGACCGAGUUAAGUCCUUCCUUCCCAUUUUUCUCCCCUCCUUUCCUCCCUUCCUUUUCGGUCAGAAGCUGACUGUCUUGAAACUUGUUGCGCAGUGGAAGGCUGCGCACCUCUCCCUCUCUCUACUUUGCGCAGUAGCGAUUUUCGUUCUUGGAUGGAUCGGCAAGCCGGGUCGAUCGUCGUUGCGUUGGAGGCUUUGUGAAGUUCUCCCCUCUCUUUCCCCUUUCUCCCUUCCCUUCCUCUUCUCGUUCCUGUUGCUCGGUUGUUGACUACGCUUCAGCCACUUCUCCUUUUAUUCCUAAGUCGUGUGUUGGAUUCCGUCGAAUGGAUCGUUCGUUCGCGUUGGUCAAGAUCUACGGCAUGGAUCGGGAAGAAAGGUCGCUCGUUUUUUUGGUCAAUAUCCUCGCGUCAAGGCGAGGCUCGUUUCGUUGUAUUGGAUCGUUUUCGCUCGGCCCCGACGGCUCAACAGCCAGCACUCGAGACUCAGCCAAGGGAGGACAUCAGGCGCUGUCGGGGUGACGAGUAG